This is a messenger RNA of Desarmillaria tabescens, 1661 nucleotides long. RefSeq names its product Alpha/Beta hydrolase protein. The transcript has 11 exons. Bases 145 to 1569 code for a protein of 474 amino acids. The record is from RefSeq and is a predicted model, not a curated record. NCBI's taxonomy places the organism in Eukaryota, Fungi, Basidiomycota, Agaricomycetes, Agaricales, Physalacriaceae.
AAUUUUCCAAAAAAGAAAAUGAACGGGUCAAGGCCGUAACCGGGUUGCCACCGAGGCCCUUGUUCUACAUCUUAUUAUGCGCUCCCUGCAAAGUUAAUCUUUUCGCUUAUUUCCUUUCUUCUUCCCCUGCAUGCAUACGGACCAAUGCCUUACGUGGAUUUGCACAGUGACGACGACUAUGCCUCGAUAUACUACCUCACGAACACGACCUUUGGCAAUGUUGGCAGCUUUGAUCCUGAAAAGCCGACAGUCAUUCUGCUACACCCCUUCUUCCUCGACUCGACCUGGCUCGACAACCAGUUUGGCGACCCCCGGCUGUACAAGAACUAUAAUAUGAUUGCAUUUGACAUGAGAGUCUGUGGGAGAUCGUCUUGUCGGCACAGUGGGCGCCACGAUAGCUGGGUGGAGGCAGCGGAUCUCGCAUUCUGUCACCAAAUUCUUCAUUUACCUCUCUGCCACGUUCUGGCACACGAUAAUAUAUCCGUCAACUGUGCUCUGCGUUUCGCCUUUCUUUUCCCGGAUAUGUGUGCCAGUCUUACACUCUGUAAUGUGCCGGCGCCCACUGAGUUAAAGUGGGUCUUGACGGCGUUCCAUGAGCUUCUACAGUCAUGGUGCUUUGCGACCGACCUCGAGAGCUUCGAGCAUGCUGGAAAGGAGGGCGCUAGGAUAAUCAUCGGCCCAGACAUAGACAGUGAUCUCCUUGAUGAAGUCAUGGCGUAUUGGCAGAUGCAUUUACCUCCCAACAAAAGAGUGCGUGUUUUGGAGCAGGCUAAUGUGGCUCUCAAUCGUAUACCCAUGAAGCCCGAAAUGUUGAGUGCAAUCACCCAACCGGUCUUAAUAAUACAUGGUGACCGAUGCGACGUAUCCCCAGUCAAAUACGCCGAGAGACUUCAUUCUGAGCUGUCAAACUCUCUGGGAGGGGCGAGACUAUAUCCUUUGAAAGGCGCUUCUGGCUCUUUAUGUACCGUACCAGGCAACGCUUCCAUAGCAAAUCAAGUCUUCGCAAAAUUCAUGACACAACAACCGCGCCUCAGGUCCGACAUCAUACCUCCUGCGACAAGCGUCGCGGAGCGAAUGGCUAUGGCACUCGAUAAACUCGCAGAGUUCACAAAUGAUUCUUCUUUUCGUGCACGAAAUCCAACUUCCUCACUUUCCUUCAGCUGUCUUACCCCCGAUGUCGUCCGUAGCCAGACAGAAUCACUGGCACUCUAUUCCGAAAAUCUGCACAACGCGUAUUCCCCGGUUGGGCCUAACGGUCGGCCGUACAGAAGAUACUCCGAAAGGAAGGAGCAGGAGCACUGGUUUAGCGGCGGUAAGGACGGAAACUCAUACGCAGGAAGACAAACACCAAACACCCCAGGGAGCUUUAUGUUGCAGAAACACGGCAAGUCGGAUUCAGAAUCACUUUUGCCCUCGUCGGAGCCGACAUCUGGUGAUCAAACCCAACAUGGACGUCUGCGACGCGCCACAAUUACUCCUGCGGCUUCGGUAGAGAAACAUGUUAUCAAAGGUUCGAUGGUAAAGGUUGUCGGAACCAAUUCGACAUCAAUAGGGCGGCUACUAAAAUAAGCGGAACGGAUCCACUGGGACACCUCUAUCCUUAUUAUUCAUGCGUCAUUCUCUAUGUCCAGCUAUAAUCUCCAUACCAUUUAUAAUAGCUA